Messenger RNA from Phlebotomus argentipes, 917 nucleotides. It is a transcript of the gene ND-24, whose product is annotated as NADH dehydrogenase [ubiquinone] flavoprotein 2, mitochondrial. The transcript has 3 exons. Gene Ontology annotation, biological process: mitochondrial electron transport, NADH to ubiquinone. Gene Ontology annotation, molecular function: NADH dehydrogenase activity. The record is from RefSeq and is a predicted model, not a curated record. The coding region runs from base 98 to 826 and encodes 242 amino acids. Lineage: Eukaryota; Metazoa; Arthropoda; Insecta; Diptera; Psychodidae.
AUCGACCGCAGCGCGCCCGAGUGUCGAAGAAGGGUAUUGAUUUUUCCUGUGGCGUAUUCGUGUAUUCGGUGAUAUUUCUCCCAAAUAUUGCCUGAAAAUGCUAUCAAAAUCACGCAAUAUUAUUCAGAAGAUUUGGGGCACUUCUGCCCGGUAUCUUCAGACCACGACAGCGAAAUGCAGUGACAAUCUCUUCGUCCACCGUGAUACGCCCGAGGACAAUCCCAACAUCCCCUUUGAAUUCACGCCGGAGAACAAGAAGCGCGUUGAGGCCAUCAUGAGCAUAUAUCCGGAAGGCCACAAGAGAGCGGCGAUGAUUCCGCUGCUGGAUUUGGCGCAGCGUCAGUACGGCUGGCUCCCAAUUUCCGCCAUGCACAAAGUGGCUGAGAUCCUUAAUCUGCCCAAUAUGCGCGUUUACGAGGUGGCGACUUUCUACACCAUGUUCUUGAGAAAGCCAACCGGAAAGUAUCAUAUUCAAGUGUGCACAACGACGCCGUGCUGGCUGCGGGGCUCCGACGAGGUGCUGCAGACGUGCAUGAAGAAGCUCAAUAUCGGCGUCGGUGAGACGACAAAGGACAAGAACUUCACAAUAUCCGAAGUUGAGUGCCUCGGCGCGUGUGUCAAUGCCCCAAUGAUGGCGAUAAAUGAUGACUAUUAUGAGGAUUUAACGGUAAAGGACACAGAGGAGAUUCUCGAGGACUUGAAGAAGGGGCGCAAACCUGUGGCAGGCCCGCGAAGUGGGCGUUUCGCUUCUGAGCCAAAUGGAGGACUGACAUCGCUGACGGAAGAGCCCAAAGGUCCGGGAUUUGGACUGCAAGCUGGUCUGUAGAUAAAAGCUAUUUAUCCACCAGAAGAUUCAGAAUGUGAGUAGAUUAAAAUUCAAAAUACGUCAAAUAAACUUCAAUUGCAUUGAAUCCACA